AUGGCUGCACAGACAACUACCGAGACCAGAAAUCAUGAUGAAUACACGGUGGGAUGGGUCUGCGCUCUGUCCAAGGAGCAGACCGCGGCGACGGCCAUGCUCGAUCAAAGACAUGCCGAUCUCCCGAAACCGCCAAAUGACCCCAACACAUACACCCUGGGGUCUAUCGGCAACCAUAAUAUCGUGAUAGCCUGCUUGCCAGAAGGCGAGAUCGGCACCCAUGCGGCGGCGACUAUCGCGACUUGGAUGAUUUCCACUUUUCCACUCAUUAAGCUCGGCUUGAUGGUUGGUAUCGGUGGAGGCAUCCCACCCAAGGUUCGACUUGGCGAUAUCGUGGUUAGCACACCCGUGGGCCAGUAUCCUGGGGUAGUUCAAUGGGACUUCGGCAAGGCAGAGGAAGGCGGCAACUUCAAGCGGACCGGAUCGCUGAACAAUCCACCUACCUCCCUCCGCACGGCUUUGACGAAACUGAAGACGGAGAAUGAGUUGAACGGUUCCAAGAUACCCAAGUAUCUGGACGAGAUGAAACAGAAAUAUCCACGACUGGCGCCGAAGUAUCUGAGAACCGAGUCGCUCGAGGAUGUGUUGUUCAAAGCAGAUUACGGCCACGUCAGCGAGAACACCACGGAUUGCGAUGUUGCGCCGGAUAGUGAUGACGGAGAAGAGGAAGAAGCGGAAGAGGAGAGCUGCAAAUUCUGUGAUAGAUCUAAGAUCGUGAAGCGGAAGGUUAGGGAUAUGUGCGUACAUUACGGUCUUAUCGCAUCUGGGAACCGGGUCAUCAAGGAUGCUUCCUUCCGAAAUAGACUUAAAAAGGACCUUGAUGGCCAUGUGCUCUGUGUGGAAAUGGAAGCGGCGGGAUUGAUGAACAACUUCCCAUGCAUCGUCAUCCGAGGCAUCUGCGAUUACGCAGACUCGCACAAGAACAAAGACUGGCAGGAGCAUGCUGCAGCUGUGGCUGCAGCGUUUGCAAAGGAACUUCUGGAAUAUGUUCAGCCAGGUGACGUUAGCGGAGAGCGCCCUGUGAAGGAAAUACUUAGCCAGGUUCUUGAUGAUACAUGCACAAUUCGACAAAACACCACACAUACCCGGGCCAAGUUGGACAGAAAGGAAGAUGCUGAGAUUCUUGAUUGGCUCACACCUAUCGACUACGGCCCACUGCAAAGUGAUUACCUUGGCAGACGGCAAGCAGAAACCGGGAAUUGGCUCCUUCAGUCAGAGGAGUUCUUGAAUUGGCUAGCUGCGAGCAAGCAGACGCUGUUCUGCCCAGGUAUACCUGGUGCUGGAAAGACGAUCCUAACGUCAAUCGUAGUCGAUUUCCUCAAUUCAAGGUUUGACAAGGACUCGGAGAUUGGCAUCGCGUACAUCUACUGCAACUUCCGGCGGCAACAUGAGCAGAAGAUUGGUGACUUGCUGGCGAGUGUGCUGAAGCAGCUGACCCAAUGCCGGUCUUCCCUGCCAGAUAGCGUCAAGAAUGUUUACGAUCGGCACAAGACCAAACGAACGCGGCCAUCCCCCGAUGAAAUCUUAGGACUCCUUCAGUCGGUGGCGGCGAUGCAUUCGAGGGUCUUCAUCAUCGUUGACGCACUUGACGAAUGCCUAGCAUCCGAUGGAUGCCGGAUGAGGUUCCUCUCGGAGCUUUUCAACCUUCAGACAAGGCACGAGACGAACCUUUUUGCGACGUCGAGAUUCAUUCCGGAGAUCAUGGAUCGCUUUGAAACCAGCCUAUCAAUAGAGAUUCGUGCAAGCCCCGGCGAUGUGACAAGAUACCUCGAAGGUCACAUGGGGCAGCUACCAUCUUUCGUCAGGCAGGACCAACAGCUGCAAGAGGAGAUUACGGCGGGUAUCUCAGAAGCCAUCGAUGGAAUGUUUCUCUUGGCACAACUCUAUCUUCAUUUGCUUGCCGAUAAGCUGACACUAAAUGAAAUCCGGAGUGCAAUGGUGACAUUCCGGAAGCAAGGUCAAGGAUUAGGCGAAGAUCAGAAGAAUGAAGUCCUUGCUCGUGCGUACGAACAAGCCAUGGAGAGAAUCAACGGACAGAUGCCAGGAAUGAAGACACUUGCGAUGAGGGUCCUAUUAUGGAUCACGUGCGCGAAGAGACAGCUUACUACAUCAGAACUUCAGCAUGCCCUCGCAACAAAGACGGGAAUGUCUGAGCUUGACUGUGGCGACCUGAUAAACAUCGGAGACAUGGUCUCUGUAUGCGCUGGACUGGUAACGGUCGAUGAAGAGAGUGGCAUUAUCAGACUGGUUCACUACACAACACAAGAAUACCUCAAGGGGACACAGGAACGAUGGUUUCAGCACCCAGAGUCUGUAAUCACGACAGCCUGCGUUACCUACCUCUCAUUCACCGUCUUUGAGACAGGGUUCUGUGAAACGAACUACAAGUUUGAGGAGCGAUUGCGAUCAAGUCCGUUCUACGAUUACGCCGCGCAUAACUGGGGUCAUCAUGCUCGCAAUGAUUCAACGCCCGCCAAGGAAAACGACGGGACUACAUCUAGCAGUCCAGAGUUGGAGGAUGCUUACGGCCGUACGCCGCUAUGGUAUGCUGCCCAGAACGGACACAAGGCCGUCGUCGAGCUGCUACUAGUAGCAGGAGCUAAUGUCAAUGCUGCUGCUGCUGCUGCUGCUGCUGAUGAAGGACGGACUGUACUCCAGGCAGCAGCUGGAGAGGGUCAUCUCGAAGUCGUCAAGAGGCUGCUAGUAGCAGGAGCCAAUAUCAAUGCUACUGCUGCUAAAGGGCAGACUGCACUCCAGGUAGCAGCUGGAGAAGGUCAUCUCGAAGUCGUCAAGAUGCUGCUAGCAGCAGGAGCUAAUGUCAAUGCUGCUACUGGUGGUUAUAAAGGACGGACUGUACGCCAGGUAGCAGCUAAGGGGGGUCAUCUUCAAGGCAUUAAGAAGAAAUUAGUAGCAAGAGCUGAUAUUAAUGCUGCUGCUGCUACUUCUGAAAGAUAUGGUUUACUUCAGUUAGCAGCUGAGGGAGGCGAUCGUAAGAUUCUUAAGAAGCUACUAGGCGCAGGAGCUGAUGUUAAUACUGCUGGCGCGGCUUAUGAAGGAUAG
Messenger RNA from Fusarium subglutinans, 3060 nucleotides. Its product is annotated as ankyrin repeat-containing protein. Gene Ontology annotation, molecular function: protein binding; catalytic activity. The transcript has 5 exons. NCBI's taxonomy places the organism in Eukaryota, Fungi, Ascomycota, Sordariomycetes, Hypocreales, Nectriaceae. The coding region runs from base 1 to 3060 and encodes 1019 amino acids. Gene Ontology annotation, biological process: nucleoside metabolic process. The record is from RefSeq and is a predicted model, not a curated record.